AUGCUCCUAGUUACAGUCCUUGCCUCUGCCCUACUCCUCUGCUCUGUGGAUGGCCAGGGGUGUUCAACCCACAUGGGGAUCUUGGACAUCAACUUCCUCAUCAACAAGUUGCAGACAGAUCUGUCUUCAAAAUGCAGCUGCAGCAGCAAUGUGACCAGUUGCCUGUGUCUGCCCAUCCCCUCCGACAACUGCACCAGACCAUGCUUCCAAGAGGGGCUGUCACAGAUGACCAACUCCACAGUGCACACCGAACACCCACAGAUUUUCAAUCGGGUGAAAAAAACAGUUGCAGCCUUAAAGAACAACAAGUGUCCAUUUUUCUCCUGUGAACAGCCAUGCAACCAAACCACAGCAGGCAACACGCUGACAUUUCUGCAAAGCCUCCUGGAAAUUUUCCAGAAAGAAAAUAUGAGACAGAUGAUGAGAAGAAAAGUAUGA
Messenger RNA from Otolemur garnettii (small-eared galago), 438 nucleotides. It is a transcript of the gene IL9, whose product is annotated as interleukin 9. The transcript has 5 exons. NCBI's taxonomy places the organism in Eukaryota, Metazoa, Chordata, Mammalia, Primates, Galagidae. The coding region runs from base 1 to 438 and encodes 145 amino acids. The record is from RefSeq and is a predicted model, not a curated record.